AUGACAAUGCAGGAUCUUGGGGGCCAGGAUCUAGAGAGGUCUUUGCUGACUGAUUUCUACACAAUACUCUGUCUGUGCUUCUUAGCAGAGAGUGAGGAAGAAGAUGACAAUGAAAUGGAAGUGGAAGACCAAGACAGUAAAGAUGCAGAAAAGCCAAACGUCAUUAAUUUUGAUACCAGUUUGCCCACAUCACAUAUGUACUUAGGCUCCGACAUGGAGGAGUUCCACGGGAGGACGGUCCACGACGACGACAGCUGCCAGGUGAUCCCGGUGCUGCCCCACGUGAUGGUGAUGCUGAUCCCGGGGCAGACGCUGCCCCUGCAGCUCUUCCACCCGCAGGAGGUCAGCAUGGUGCGCAACUUAAUCCAGAGGGACAGGACCUUCGCCGUGCUCGCCUACAGUAACGUACGUGAAAGGGAAGCACAUUUUGGAACAACAGCAGAAAUCUAUGCCUACAGAGAAGAGCAGGAAUAUGGAAUUGAAACAGUCAAGGUGAAAGCAAUAGGAAGGCAGAGGUUCAAGGUGCUUGAAAUAAGAACACAGUCAGAUGGAAUCCAGCAGGCCAAGGUGCAGAUCCUUCCCGAGCGAGUGCUGCCCUCCACGAUGGCAGCAGUGCAGCUGCAGUCCCUCAGCAGGUGCCACGUGUUCCCCUCUCCCAAGCCUUCCUCCUGGCAGGACCGAGCCAUCCGGCAGUGGUGGCAGAAGUACCAGAAGAGGAAGUUCCACUGUGCCAGUUUGACAUCUUGGCCUCCCUGGCUCUACUCUCUGUAUGAUGCUGAAACCUUGAUGGAAAGAGUCAAGAGGCAGCUACAUGAAUGGGAUGAAAACCUUAAAGAUGAAUCUCUUCCAACAAACCCAAUAGAUUUUUCUUACAGAGUUGCUGCCUGCCUGCCCAUCGAUGAUGCUUUACGUAUCCAGCUGCUCAAAAUAGGCAGUGCUGUGCAGAGACUCCGCUGUGAGUUAGACAUCAUGAACAAAUGUACAUCUCUCUGUUGUAAGCAAUGCCAAGACACAGAAAUAACUACCAAGAAUGAAAUAUUCAGCUUAUCCUUGUGUGGCCCCAUGGCAGCCUAUGUGAAUCCCCAUGGAUACAUCCAUGAAACCCUCACUGUAUAUAAAGCCUGCAAUUUGAAUCUCAGUGGACGGCCCUCGACAGAGCACAGCUGGUUCCCUGGGUAUGCCUGGACUAUAGCCCAGUGCAGGAUCUGUGGGAGCCACAUGGGCUGGAAGUUCACAGCCACCAAGAAGGAAAUGUCCCCUCAGAAGUUCUGGGGGCUGACACGCUCCGCUCUCCUGCCCCGCAUCCCAGAGGGGGAGGAAGACUCCGACCACGAGGGCUCCCCGAUCCUCUGCCUGUGACCUGUCACCUCCUGGAGGGCCUUGGCCAGGGCUCCUGCAGAUGCAUCUGCUCAGUUCUGCUUCUGAUGCUUCCUUAGACCUGAGAACCCCCGGAACCCCCAACCACACUCACCAAUCCAAGGAAACAGGCAGGGUCACCACGUUUGGGAGUGCUGUGCAUCCGUGUUCUGUUCCUUCAGGAAUGCUGAGACUGAAGGCUGAGUCCUUAAAGGGAGAGCUGAGGAGAGGAGAUGGCUUGAGACACUAAGAAAGGAUGGUCCAUCUGGACAGAAACAGGAGACACCAAGAAAUCUCUGAUCCACGUGGCCAGAUUUGAGACUGAACUUUCUCCGUGUGUAAUUCCCACUUGCAGGGAAGGAAGAUGGGCAGGAACUCAAUCCUGGAUAACCAGAGUCUGAUUUAUGCAAUAGCCCCGGGAUGGUAGAUACCAGUUACUUGCUGCAGAGUAUUUUCCAUAACACACUUACAAGUGGUUUUGCUGAGAAUCCCUGUUUCUGACUCUGAAGUACUUCAGGUUUUCUGCUUGUGCUGUUUCUCAGAUAUUUGCUGAAUAACCGUGGAAGAGAGAACAAGGCUGAAGUAUUUCUGACUGAUCUAAGUGUUGGUGGCAGUGCUGGAAUGGGCAAAAGCAGGAGCUGCUGCUGCCUCACGGGGUGGAACCCAUGGGAAGUGUUUGUUCCUUACCGGUUGUCUGAUCUAUUUAGUCUCUUUGACUUUAGAAGUCUUAAAUUUUAAAUUGUUUAUAAAAAAUACACAGGUCAGUCCCAGGGCAGAAACAACAUUGUCAUUUGCUGUUGAAUGUGCUUCAGUUACUUGUCAAAAUUGUUACUGGAAAGGUUUACCAGCAGAGGUAUCCAGAAUUCUGGGAAGGACUCUCUAAAACACGCCACUGAGGGGAUUUUUUAGGACUAUUUAUCGUGACAAGGGGGAGGCAACAUCUCUUUAAUUAUUUUUUCUUUUGCACUUACAGAUCAUAAAGUAAAAUUCCACGUUAUCACCUUACAAAGAGGAAAAGUUCCUAAAUAAAACAGAUGAAGGCAGAGUGUUUUGAGGGAGGUUGUUUUUUGGUAGGUGGUUGUUUUAGUUUUGGUGGGGGUUUUUUGUCUGAAGCGUUAUCUACCAAACUGAGGCAGCUUUUGCCACUGGUUUAUUGGGGUGGUUUUCCCUCAGAAUUCACUCUGGUGAUGGAAGCUGGAGAUUUCUCCCUAUGUUUGUGCACAUACUCACUCGUUUUUCUUGUGAAGCUUUAUCAUUCACUCUUUAUUUCUUCACUUGCUAAAUACAAUGACACAAAACUACUUAAGGUUUAAGACAUGAGCCGUUAGUCACUUGUUCUCUGUCAGGCACCAGAUGUAGCAAGGCCAGAGCACUUCAGUGAGAAGGAGCUGAUUCCUGUGGGAAUGUGGUCCCUGCAGCUGGGAACACCCAGGUGUGACCCUGCAGGAUGGUGAGAGGCUGCUGAGGUGUUUGUCAUGCCAGGUAUGUAGGAACUGAUGAUUGUGUAACUCAGAUUUAGUUCUCUGAAGCUUUCUACCUCUGUGCUUCUGUGGUCUCCUUUGUGCUCCUCAGACACCCUUAAUUCCGUGUUUAAUUCCGUGUGCAGUGCUCUGUGGAGCAGUGGACUGUGAAAAGCAGUGCUUGGGAUACAGCUCUGCACAAAUAGGGGGUGAAUGAUGGCUCAUUUUCUGGGAGAAAACAUUCUGUAUUUUGAUUAUGUUUCUGUAAUAAGCUUUGAAAAAGCUGGAAUGCCAAGCACUGGUGUGAGAAGGAGGCUCUGGAUCCUCUGCACUUGGAUAACCACUGGAACCAUGCCUGGCUCCCCUCACACCCUGCACACACAGACACACCUUGGCUGUAGACUUGGUUUAUUUUUCCCCUCGAAAUCCCUCCUAUCUGUUGUUCCCAUGACCCUCAGG
Molecule: messenger RNA, 3275 nt
Organism: Manacus vitellinus (golden-collared manakin)
Lineage: Eukaryota; Metazoa; Chordata; Aves; Passeriformes; Pipridae
Gene: CRBN
Product: cereblon
Exons: 11
Coding region: 1-1359 (452 amino acids)
Biological process (GO): protein ubiquitination
Cellular component (GO): Cul4A-RING E3 ubiquitin ligase complex
Source: RefSeq, a predicted model, not a curated record